This is a messenger RNA of Nematolebias whitei (Rio pearlfish), 5117 nucleotides long. RefSeq names its product Nance-Horan syndrome a (congenital cataracts and dental anomalies) (gene nhsa). Gene Ontology annotation, biological process: cell differentiation; lens development in camera-type eye. Bases 145 to 4566 code for a protein of 1473 amino acids. The record is from RefSeq and is a predicted model, not a curated record. NCBI's taxonomy places the organism in Eukaryota, Metazoa, Chordata, Actinopteri, Cyprinodontiformes, Rivulidae. The transcript has 9 exons.
GCGCCACAGGAUGGGGGGCACCAGCACCAGCAGCUGAAUUCAAAAAGGCUGGAUCAGGGAGUGAGGGUGGGGGCAGGCAGCGGCAGCCCUCUGCCCACCCUCUGCUGACUCUUGUUGGGUUUCUUCCCGCUCCACAGCAGCGACAUGCCGUUCACCAAAAGAGCCGUGGGGCCGCGCUUCCUGUGCAGGCACCCCGUCCCACAUGAGGGGGGUCUGCUGUUCGAGGACCUGGUGUCCAUCAGUAACGUGGCUCUGUCCCGGAGCGUGCGGCAGCUGUCGGACCUGGCCAGACACGCGUGCUCCAUGUUCCAGGAGCUCGAGGACGAGCUGACGAGCACGAGACUGCGGCUCCGGGGGCUGCAGGCUCGAAUCAGCCCCCUCCAGCAGCUCUGCACCGAGCUGGACCCGAAACAGGACGCAGUGCCGGCGUCCAACCUGGAUGUGGAGAGUAAGCUGACAGCACAUUUCCGGGCUCCCCGGCUGCAGCAGAGGAAUGUUUUACACCCCUCCACACGGCCAGCAUGUCUAGAAGAGCUUCAUCAGCAAGCCAACGUCAGCUCCUGGUCCUUCAGCCGAGACCUCCAGAGGAGUCCGUCAGGAAGCGGGGAGCGCAGAGCAAACAUUUCAGCCUCGCCCCCGGUGCCCACGUUCCCCUCCCCUUCCAUCGUCCCCAGGAGAGACAGGAGGGGGGCGGCUCUGACAGCGUUUGAAUCCACCCGCUCCUCCUCCCCCACUGAAUGUUGCCGCCUCUCUCCUUGGAAGCGAAAGGCCGCGCCCACUGACCCUGACACAGACGGGGUGGCCCUAGGUCACCGCUCUAAGUUUCCCAUCCCUAACAUCCCCUCCACCCUGGACAAGCAGACCAACUGGUCUAAAGUUCUUCCGUUGCCCACCCCCGAGGAGAGAAUGAAAAGCAAUACCCAAGUCAUCACUUCAUGCAUCAUCCCCAUUAAUGUGACUGGGCUUGGCUUUGACAGAGAUGCUAGUGUGCGCUGCUCACUGGUUUACUCCCAGUCUUUGCUUCAGAGGAGACGGAAGCUGAGGAGACGGAGGACUGUCGCUUGCGUUCCCAGACAGGUGCAACAAGAUUUAGACUCUGAUGAUUCUCCUGGUUCCAGGGAGCGGACAGUGAUCGUUCAUGUCUCUCCAGACAUCACUCCAUCUAACGACGAGCUGUCAAGCCAUCUCAACACCAGAGACUCAGGCUGCCAGACAGAAGAUUUUCUGAUCCCAGGAGCACCAUCUAGGAGAAGGAUUAGGGUCCACAAGGGCCAGGCAGGGUCCCUCUUACUGUCCCACUCAGCAGGCAACAUCACGGGCCUGUCUGACAGCUCUGACACCAUGUUCACAGCCUCUGUGGCAGUUCACUUGCGUUCACGGAGUCUCCCCAGAGACGGCAGCCGGAUGAUGGACAACAGGCAGCAUGACAGCGACAAUGAGGAGGAACUUUCCCCUUUUAACACAGAGGACUUCCUGCCUGGACAGAGGGACAGGAUCCUGAAGGAUGAAGAAGAGAGUACAGAUGACCAGGCCAUGUUGGAGCUGAAGUACAAGCAGCUGUCAGAGAGUCCAGAGCGCAGCUGGAUGGAGCGAACACGAGCUCAGCUGCCCAGAAACAUGGGCAGCUGUGAGAUCUCAUCAAGCUCUGACACCUUCAGCAGCCCCAUUCACUCUGUCUCUGCUGCAGGGGGGCUGGCAGGUCCGAUGGAUCAUAAGGAUGAACACCAGUCCUCCAGUGGGAACUGGAGUGGGAGCAACUCCACUUGCCCUUCCCAGACAUCAGAAACUAUACCUCCUGCAGCUUCCCCACUGCUGACCGGCUCGUCACACUGUGACUCUGAGCUCUCCCUUAAUGCUGCCAGUCAAGCCAACGAUGAACAGACCAGCUUGGACCACUACCAGGGCCUCAGGACUCAGCGUGUGGGCUCCUUCUCCUCAACAGCUAUGGAUAUUUUAGAGGAAGUAGGAGUUAGCACAGCUGUGGAAGGAGACUGGGGCUACCCCCCUGAUGCCUCUCAUUCUCAGAGCUUCAGUCCUGAGCCGAGCAGAGAGGCUGAGAGCAGCCUGGGCUGUCCUAGCUUCACCAGCAUGGCCACCUGUGAGAGCAGCUUCUCCGACAAGCCACCGUCAGAGAAAGCAGAUGCAGUCUCACACUACUCUGUAGACACUGAAGGUUACUACACGUCCAUGCAUUUUGACUGCGGUCUAAAAGGGAGCAGAAGCUUUACUUAUAACUAUGCACCCUCUGGUUCUGAUUACGCUCUCUCUGACAUGAGCAGUCAUCUGACGCUGGGGAGACGCUGCCUCUCCUUAAGAAAACCCAAGGCUAAGCCAUCACCACCAAAGAGGAGUUCCUCUUUAAGAAAAAUAUACAGUGAGGGAAACAUCUGUGAGAAGAAUAAACCAAAGAUUACACACAGUCAGCAGCUUCCUCUGUCUUCCAAGGAGAGGAAAAUGCAGCUAGCGCUGUUCGGCUCACAAGGUUACAUAGAAAAAUCUUCAUUAGUCAGGGAGCACUUAGUGGUCUGGGGAGUUGAGGCCUCGGCUGAUCUUCCUGAUUUAGGUGUAUUACACUCCAAAGAUGCACAAUCGUUUAAGAGUGAAGGUGUUAUUCAGUCAGACUAUGCAGAUCUCUGGCUCCUUAAUGACUUAAAAUCCAGCGAUCCCUACCGAUCCUUGUCAAACUCCAGCACAGCCACCGGUACAACCGUGAUUGAAUGCAUCAAGUCACAGGAAGGCUUGGAGUCCCAGACAUCACAGUCUGGUUCCAGAGCCACCACCCCCUCACUCCCAUCAGUAGAAGGAGAAUUGAAGCUGACCUCCCCAGAGAAACUGGCAGGCCUGGCAAGCCCGUCCAGCGGCUACUCCAGCCAGUCAGAAACCCCCACAUCCUCGUUUCCCUCCACCUUUUUUCCUAGGCCGCUAUCGCCAGCAGGUGGCAAGAGGAAGCCUAAAGUCCCGGAAAGAAAGUCCUCUCUUUCAUCGUGGUCUCUGCAAUCAUACAAGGAUGUAGCAGCCUCGAAGAGAGAUGUGGAGCUGCCGGUGAUUCCUCCUUCUCACCUGGACCUAAGUGCCCUUCACAGUGUUAACAACAAGGCUUCAGCUUACUGGAUCCAUGCUGAAAACACUUAUCAAAACAAGCAAAAAGGUGAAGUCAAAUCCAGACCUGUUGAGGUGUUCAGUGCCCACACUCUGUCCAUUACACCCUCUAUGCUGCAAUCAGUCCAGCUUCAACCGGCCAGUAAGGAACAUAAGGAUAAAAACAGAACAGUUUGCCAUGCUGAGUUUUUUACUAGUAAUAAACCUCUGGUGCUCAAGGACCUUCCUCUGCACAACUUGUAUCAUGAUGAAUCCCUAAAGGAGUCAAGUGAAUCGGUAUUUACCUCAAAUGAAGAGCUCACGACUGAAGACAGACACAACCAGAACCAUGGGCCUCCUUUACAGAUCCCAACAGCUGAUGGGCAGACUUCAGAGUCAUGUUUAAAUGCUCCUGAAACACUCACUGGUCUUGAAAGAGAACUGCACACAGAGUCACUGCUAACAUCCACUUGCUCUGGGAACUCACUGCAGCAGAAAAGUGAGUUGCCUGAAGAUGAAAUGUGUCCCACCCCUCCCAUUCUGCAUAGUUCCCCCAAGAGAUCCAACAGUCUGAAUAAAGUGCCUGCUGCUGACAGCCAGCUGGAGACGUCCCAGGAGAGCUCAAUCAGCAACGACAGCAGCAUCGAAGUGGAAAACGAUUCAUCAGGUGUUUCAGCCGAAAGUGCCUUGCAGGAUGGCAAAGAUGAAUCCACGGAAGAGCUGGAGGACCCUGACUGCAAAGACUGCACGAGUAGUGAGAACUCUGUAUGUGCGCUGCAUGACGAGUCCAAACCAGAAGAUGACAACGUGUUCCUGUCUCCCACCAAGUCCCGCACCACUGAGGAUCUGUUCGCUGUGAUCCACAGGUCCAAGAGGAAAGUGUUGGGGAGGAAAGACUCGGCUGAGAUGGCAGCGAGGAAGCAGCUCGGUACUUCAGGGAAUGUUUCGCCCGACGACAGCGUCAGUUCCCCAGUCUCUGUAGCAUCACCCUCCCCCGCUGUGACCCCACCAGGCUCACAUCGAGUGUCGGGUCCCAUCUACAGGAACGCAAAGAAGUCCAGCACCUCCAGUGAAGAGUUCAAGCUGCUGCUGCUCAAAAAGGGCAGCCGCUCGGACUCCAGUUACCGCAUGUCAGCUGCAGAGAUCCUCAAGAGCCCCGUCACUCCGAAGUCACCUGGGGACUUUCUGACGGGGUCACCCAGACAGUGUGAGGAGCCCGCCUCCCCCCAGCAGCUGCUCCAGUCAGGACAAGACCAGCUCUGCAGCCCUUAUCCUAAGGCGAACUCUGAGGGCUUUUCCCCAAAAUCCUUCCCCACGUCUGCUGCUUCCAGGCAGGGCCGCUCCAGAAUCCCCCCGCCUGCCAGCAGCAGCCGCUACAGCAGCCGAAGCCGACUGUACUCAGCUCCUAUGCAGGCUAUCUUUGAGGGGGAGACGGAGAACUCUGACGGAAGCCCCCACGAUGACUGCUCGUCACAGGGCUCCACGUAGAAAGAUGAAAUAAUGAUUAUGUUUACAUGGAAAAUGAUCGGACCAGAAAGAAAGAUCAUUUUUAUCAAUAUAAACACGUCAUAAACAGGAGCAUAAAUAACUUUUAAUAAGGAAUAAAUCAGAAUAGUUUCUUAGUUUUGUACAAUAUAGUAAACAACAUCUUUACUACUGGGUAGGAGCAUUCAUAAAACAAGUCAGAAACCAAAAUAUUUGUAUUCUGAAGGGGGAAAACAUUUUAUAAGCUAAUAAAUAAUUCCAAUUCAGAGCACAAUAGUUUUAAAAUAAUCUUAUUUGAAUAAUUCAAGUCAGACUUGUGAAAGCCGCACAGCUUGCUGCCUUCCUGUCAGCUGUUUGGUUUCAGCUUUUCUCCUCUGCUAUGUAACAACAUGUAUUCUGUGAAUACUUCCACAGCUCCGCAGCCUGAGUAUUUCCUAAACACCGUCAGGUCACAUCCAUGUUGCCCCUCGUCCAUCACAGCAUCGCAGAACCCUCUUAGAUUUGUCUUUUUAAAAUAUUUUAUCAGAUGUAGCCAAACAUUUGAAUAUUGUAGA